GUCUGGCCGAUGCGAGCAUCAGUCAGUGCGGUUCCAAUCGCACAAACCUUGUCGGCGCAUCCUCCUUGUCUCCCACUCCCAGCUGCUCUCUCUGAGCCCCCAGCGUCGACGCCAUGAGCAACGCGUCCAAGCACGCCGCCGCCGCCAAGCUCGGCGAGCUCAUCGCCCGUCUGCCGCUCAACCAGCCACAGCAAUGGGACGACGUCGAAUCCACCGCGCGAGGGCUCGCCGACGAGCUGCGGGUCAAGGACGUCGAACAGCAAACUCUGCUGGGACGGUCCAUGCUACCCCAGACCCUCACGUCUCUCCUCAAGGGCGCGUUCUCCGGCAGCCAUAUACCAGUCCCUCAAUCGAAGACCGCAGUUUACGAGUUGUUACGUGUAAGCGCCAACCUCUGCAUGGAUCAUGACGAGAACCGAGGCCAUCUACUAGCAUCCGGGUACCUGGACGCUGUGGUCCAGAUGUUGGAGAACUAUGCGAUGCUGAUACCAUCUACGUCGAGUGAACCCUUGGCACUCUCUAUCCCGGAUCUGAAGGUUGUCAAGACGUCCAUUGGCCUUCUCCUUAACGCUAGUAUUGGAUAUGAAUUGGUGAAGGCUCGACUAACAUCUAUACGAGCUGCUAUGACCAUCUUGAAGCUGUCAAUAGCCCUCUAUCCUCCUGGCUCAUGGCUCACCCAUCCUGAGCUUCCAGUGGAGGGCGCAUCUGAUCCACAAGCUACCAUCCUGGAGUCGUGGAACCUGAGAAGCGGGUUGUCGUCGUGGACGUGGAGGGUGAUCUCGGAACUCAGGGACUCGGACGAGGAAGCACCUGCACAGACUCGCCAAAUGUUCGGAGCCGAUGCUCUACCCUAUUUGGUGCGGCCGCUCAAGGCCUUCAUUCCGCCAUAUCAGGAAACACCGGCUCUUUUCGUCGGAUCGCCUGCUCGUCAUGCGCUGGUGCAGCAGGACUACGAUCUCUUGGAGGAGACUUGCGGUCUCCUUGAGUCCCUCUGUCUGGAUGUGGACGAAGUGAGGCUCUCGCUUGGCCGCGUGCUCAAAUCUCCUGAUGGCUCAGAGGGUGGAGCUGCAUGCCUGAAGGACAUGCUCGAGUUCCUCGACAAGGGCGACUACCCACCCUAUUGGUCUUCGGAGUCUUCAUCAGAGCGCGCAUCGAUGGAGAAGGGCUUAGACAUGUGCAAAGCCGCUAUCGUGAAGGCUGUCGUGGAGGUCGCAGGGGAGCAAAACGAGCUCUGGGACGACUCUGACUCUGAGAAGCCUGGCGGAGAGUUCGUCAAUACCAUGGUGCAGUGGAUUAGAUCGCAUGGAAGCCUCAAGGAAAGGCACCGCGAGGAUCUGAUCAUCUGCGCAACGCUCAGUCUGGGGAACCUCGCCACGGGAGACGCACAUUCUAUUGCCCUUGUCAAGCCGCCAAUCGCACUAGCACCCAAUCUGGCUCAGCUCCUCGAGCCCUCGACAGAUAUCAAGGUGAAGCAUGGCAUAGUGGGGCUGUUGAAGCACCUCGCACAGGCACAGAGUAAUAGAGCUGUCUUGGGUGAGGCGGGCAUAAUACAGAGGCUAGCGUCCUGCCAGAUAUGGGGAGAGGAGGCAGACAUGGCGGAGCGUGUGCAGGUGUCUGCAAUUGGCAUAGCCAAAUACAUGUGUAAUGCGAAUGUCGCAAACGUCUUCGCCCUGAUCGCACAGCCUCAAGAUGAUUCGGCAGGCUCGGCCUUGAGUCAGAUUCUGGCCCUAGUGCGUCGAUCGGAUUCUAUCGCCGUCAAGAGCGAGGGCACCCGCGUCCUCGUCAAUGUCAUCAAGUCGCUGUGGUCGAGCGACUCCGCGUCCGACGACGGCGCGAAGGCGCAGAAGAGGAGGGAAUGUAUGGCGACUGUCGCGAACGCGAGUUGCGCGGCGGCCCUCGCGCAGCUCGUCGGACGCAGCAAGAAGUACCCUAUCUUGAUCAACGAGGGCGUGGUCGCGUUGUCGCUAUUGAGCACACACGCGAGCGGAGGCACGCUCGUCCUCGACGCGAUAAUGAACCCCCUGCCGACUGAGGUCAUCAGGCAGCCGCAGUCGCAGCCCGUGUCUGCUAUCCCAACGGAGGGAUCACCAAUCGCCGGGCCACGCACGGCGCUGGACAUGUUGAUUUCCGUCCUGCGGAACCCCGAUACCAUGCCUGCGGAGGUGCGGUCCAAUGUGUGCGCACUCCUGGGACAGCUGGGGCGGAAGGGCGUGGUGGGCGAGAACCGUGCAGAGGACGUGGCGCGGAUCAAAACCGCUGCGAAGGAGCUUCUGGAGAGUCUUGCAGCGGAUUCGGAGGGGAACAAGCAGAUGGCGAGUGCUUCUGCUAGACGCGCUCUGGAUGCCUGGGCGUAGUAGAUUACAAUGCGGUGUAUCUUUCUCGAUGUAUGUUGUAUAACUCAGAUCUUGGUGUAUUGAUACGAUUCUGGAAUGUG
This is a messenger RNA of Rhodofomes roseus, 2434 nucleotides long. RefSeq lists its product as uncharacterized. Gene Ontology annotation, biological process: positive regulation of GTPase activity. The coding region runs from base 114 to 2354 and encodes 746 amino acids. NCBI's taxonomy places the organism in Eukaryota, Fungi, Basidiomycota, Agaricomycetes, Polyporales, Fomitopsidaceae. Gene Ontology annotation, cellular component: cytosol. The transcript has 8 exons. The record is from RefSeq and is a predicted model, not a curated record. Gene Ontology annotation, molecular function: guanyl-nucleotide exchange factor activity.